UCCUGACGUCCAAUCCCGUGCUCGUGCAGAAAUUGACCAAGCUGUGAGGCAUGACAGCAUGCCGUGCCUUGAUAACAGGGCGUCACUGCCCUACCUUGAUGCCAUUCUUCGUGAGGUCCUGAGAUGGUAUCCUCCUUUCCCCCUGGGAAUCCCACAUGCAACAUCAAACGAUGAUGUUUACGACGGGCACUUCAUACCCAAAGGUGCGAUGGUAAUGGUUAAUCAGUGGGCACUGUCUCGGGAUGAGGACAUAUUUCCCAAUGCAUCACGCUUCGAUCCUAUUGACGGGAAGCUGAAGAGCCCUUUCGUCAACCAUUUUGCCUUUGGUCAUGGCAGGCGUAUCUGUCCUGGUAGGCUAACUCAUGGUUGA
This is a messenger RNA of Suillus discolor, 370 nucleotides long. Its product is annotated as cytochrome P450. The record is from RefSeq and is a predicted model, not a curated record. The coding region runs from base 59 to 370 and encodes 103 amino acids. Lineage: Eukaryota; Fungi; Basidiomycota; Agaricomycetes; Boletales; Suillaceae. Gene Ontology annotation, molecular function: monooxygenase activity; iron ion binding; heme binding. The transcript has 6 exons.